AUGGCUACUGAAGAGCAAAGAAAACUCUUAAUAGAGUUAGUUGAUUGUUGCUAUAAGAGAGGUACUAUUCAAGAUAAAGAUCUGAGAGAAACUGCAAAUAAGCUUUCUGAAGCAAUUGGUCCAAAUCAUCCUGUUACUCAUGCUUUUAAAGAACAAACUGUUUAUGCUGAAGAAUCUAAACAAAAAAAUGAAGAAAGAAUUCGUGGUGGUUUUGAGGGUACUUAUGAGGAGCAUGUCGAAUAUAUUGGUAUAUGUUUCAUUAUGGAUGAUGAAACUCCGUCUGAAUGGAGAAAUAGGAUUUGGGAUCGCCUAAUGUAUUUUCGAAAUAAAAAAUAUUAUACAUUUGGUGAGAAAGACUGCUUUUAUGCUCGCAAAGCAUUAUCACAUCUUGUUGAUGGACAAAAAAUCUAUCCAUUUUGUAGAAUGGCUAUCUGUUACUCAUGCAAUGAACUUAUAUAUCUUGGAAUAGAACACUUGUCAGUUGGUGUGAGAUGUGUUUAUAACGCAUUGGAGGGUAAGUUUAUAACUAAGAAAUUCAGAGACAUUAGCUUUAAUGAAACACAUUGGGGUAUGUAUCAACAUUGGGCUACUGCUUGUACCGGAAAUAGGUUUUGUAAACUAAAUUUCAAAGAAUACAUGGAAAUGAAACAGCGGAUCCCAUUGGACAAGUGGAUGAGCUUCCAUCAAUAUGAUUUGCAGAUAAAUCAAUUUGGUAAAUUCAGGCGCAGAGGACCAUACACUAGUAUAAUUGAUAAUAACUAUAUCCUAAAAAAUUUUGGCAUUUAUGCUGAAGAAAAACUAUAUAGUUAUGCUUUAUGGUUAGAAAAUAUUAGCAGAAGAAUUAGGCGCAUUAGACAGAGACCAACAAAUACUUACUCAAAUAAUAUAUUAGCGCAAAACAAACUUUUAAUGGUUUCCAUGCAGAGUUUUGAGCUUGUAAAGGCUUUAGUCAAUGGGGAUCCAUUCAACUGUAAUUUUUCAGAUUCAACCCUAGAAAUUGUGGGGAAACCCUGGGUAUCCAUUAGCCGACUAGUACUGGAUUCAAUUCCACGGACGUAUAGGGGUACUUUGACUUUAAUCUUGCAAGUUUCAGAAGUCUAUAUGUGGAAAGCGGAAAGUAACAUUUGGAAAAAUCCUGCCUUUGAACCUCAGAAUGCUAAAUCUCAGAGUGAGGGAACGUACAUAACAGAUGUAAUUGUUCCUGUUAUCCGCUCUGCACUGAAAAAGCUCCCAAUUGGAAAAUCAGCUUUUAUUAGCAUGGCCAAGCAUCAAAGUAUGGCUAGUGCAGAUAGAAGAGGAAAACAAGAGAAAUGA
Messenger RNA from Funneliformis mosseae, 1314 nucleotides. Lineage: Eukaryota; Fungi; Glomeromycota; Glomeromycetes; Glomerales; Glomeraceae. The record is from the annotation of a GenBank genome assembly.